This is a messenger RNA of Ctenocephalides felis (cat flea), 2008 nucleotides long. It is a transcript of the gene Cdc16, whose product is annotated as cell division cycle protein 16 homolog. The record is from RefSeq and is a predicted model, not a curated record. Gene Ontology annotation, biological process: cell division. Lineage: Eukaryota; Metazoa; Arthropoda; Insecta; Siphonaptera; Pulicidae. Gene Ontology annotation, molecular function: protein binding.
UAACGAAUAAAAUUUUAUUAUUAUAAUUUAAGAAUGGAAGAUUCAAAAGACACGGAUAAACAACCUUUAAUAAACAUAACAAACUAUAGAAAACUAGUAAAAGAUUUCAUGAAUUUGCAAGACCACAACACGGCAUUGUUUUGGGCAGAUAAAGUUUGUGCCUUAUCAAAUGGUGAUCCUAUGGAUGUCUACAACAUGGCGCAGUGUAUGUAUUCGUUAAACGAAUACCACAGAGCCAGUGAAGUUAUAAAACAGUACAAUUUGCACAAAACUAACAUGAUGUGUCACUAUUUAGCAGUUAAAUCUUUGGUUCAAGCUAAAAUGUUUGCAGAGGCUCUGGAUUUAUUGAAUAGUGCUGACAACGAGCCAAAUUUUAAUGGAACUAGUUUUGCAGAUGCUGAGUCUAUUAUUGAAGAUAAAAGUAAAAUGAGGAUUUAUGCCUUGUUGAAUUAUUUAAGGGGCCAAGUCUUUGAAGCUUUAGAUAAUCGAGUUUUGGCUUGUGAGUAUUACAGAAUGGCUAUACAGAAUGACGUGCAUUGCUAUGAGGCUUUUAAUGCUUUGGUGCAACAUCAAAUGUUAACCGCUCUUGAAGAAAAACAAUUACUGGAUUCCUUACCUUUUAAUCAACAAUGCACUGAAUCUGAAUCAGUGAUUGUGCGGUCCUUGUACGAAGGCUUAUUAAAGAAAUUCCAUUCAAAUACAUCUAAAGCUACAAACUCUGAAAUCCUUACACAAGACGUGGAUAUGCAAAGUACAAUUUCAGAACUAAAAGUUAUAAUUAACAAAAAUGAUGCAUCAAAAUUGACAAAAUCAAAUUGGAACACAAGCGUUCAUGUUUCUUUACUACAGAAUCAAUCAGUUACCAAUAAUCCGACAAAAAUAAAGCGGCUUGACCAAAGCUUUGAUGUCCAAGUUUCCCAAGCUGAGAUGCAUUUUUACAACUGCCGGUACAAACAAUGUUUAAAAUUAACAGAAGCAAUUUUGAAAAAGGAUCCUUUCCAUGUCGGUUGUUUAAAAGUGCACAUCAGCUGUUUAUCAGAAAUGUGUAACUACAACAAACUCUUUUAUCUUGCACAUAAACUUGUUGAUUUGUACCCGGAUAAAGCUAUUUCGUGGUAUGCUGUUGGAUGUUAUUAUUACAUUAUUGGUAAAAGUGACCCUGCACGCAGAUACUUAGCUAAAGCUACUUCACUAGACAAGUUACUAGGACCAGCAUGGUUAGCUUAUGGACACAGCUUUGGUGUGGAAAAUGAGCACGACCAAGCAAUGGCUGCUUAUUUCAAAGCUUCACAACUUAUGCGUGGUUGCCAUUUACCCAUGUUGUACAUCGGUUUGGAGUGUGGUUUAACAAAUAAUAACAAACUAGCAGAGAAGUUUUUCCAGCAAGCUGAAAAAAUAGCUCCAGAAGAUCCUUUUGUUAUACACGAAAUGGGUGUUAUAGCUUUUCAUAACCAGGAUUAUCAAACUGCUGAAAAUAAGUUCAGAGAAGCCUUAGCUAAAGUUUCAUCCGGUGAUUGUUUGGUGAAUGAAUGCUGGGAGACUUUGAUAAACAAUUUGGGACAUGCUUGUCGCCGCAAUGGUAAACUACAAGAAGCCUUAGACUUCCACAAACAAGCGCUAAGAAUAGAUCCCCAAAAUCCUAAUACCUAUGCUGCUAUUGGUUUUGUGCAGGCUUUAAUGAAACACACUGCGCAAGCAGUUGAUUCGUUCCACAUAGCCUUGGGUUUAAGAAGGGAUGACACAUUUUCUACAACAAUGCUCAGUUUAACAAUAGAGCAAUUAAUGGAAGAAGAUUUAUCCCCUGACGAUUUUCCAAAUGAUCCUUUAAAACUUAAAGGUAUUGAGUUGAGAGAAGGCACCAGUGCACCUAUUAAACUCAUAACACCAGAAAAACCUUCACAAAGUGUAAGUGGUCCAUCUCAAUCUGCAAAUAUUUCAGUAAUGAACGAAACAAACGUCGACGAAAUGAGUAUGAGCAUGGAAGAGUAACUGAAGUGCUUAAUUAUUA